AACCCUUUUAACGGCACGAGCGUUCCUAAAACCCUAAAUCGCUCGCGUGCGGAGGAGGCGAUUACGAACCCUCGAAUCCCUGCUGGGUUUCUCCGCUUCGGUCGAGGAUGAGGAAGAAGGUGGACGACCGCAUCCGAACCCUCAUCGAGAAUGGUGUAAAGCUCAGACAUCGUUCUAUGUUCCUCAUCGUCGGCGACAAAUCCCGAGAUCAGAUUGUCAAUCUCCAUUACAUGUUAACCAAGGCAGUCGUGAAGUCUCGCCCAACUGUGUUGUGGUGCUACAAAGAUAAGCUUGAGCUUAGCAGUCACAAGAAAAAACGUGCCAAGCAGAUAAAGAAGUUGAUGCAGAGAGGGUUGCUUGAUCCUGAAAAAGUUGAUCCUUUUUCACUUUUUGUUGAGAGCGGAAAUAUAACAUAUUGCUUAUAUAAAGAUUCUGAAAGGAUUCUUGGAAAUACAUUUGGAAUGUGCAUCUUACAGGAUUUUGAGGCAUUGACACCUAACCUUCUUGCAAGAACUAUCGAGACAGUGGAGGGUGGUGGGCUCAUAAUCUUGUUGCUCCGAUCUCUUUCCUCUCUUACCAGUCUCUACACCAUGGUCAUGGAUGUACACGAGAGAUUCCGAACCGAGUCUCAUUCUCAUGCAGCUGCACGGUUCAAUGAAAGGUUCUUGCUGUCUAUUGCCUUAUGCAAGGCAUGUGUUAUAAUGGAUGAUGAGCUUAACAUUUUACCAAUAUCGUCUCAUAUAAGAUCAAUUCAGUCUGUAUCAAUCACGGAGGAUCCUGAGGGCUUAUCUGAAAGGGAGCGGGAAUUAAAGAAUCUCAAGGACCAAUUUCAUGACGAUUUUCCUGUUGGUCCGCUGAUUGGGAAGUGUUGUACGAUGGACCAGGGAAAAGCUGUUAUUACUUUUCUUGAUGCUAUUCUUGACAAAACACUACGAAGUACUGUUGCUUUGAUAGCUGCUCGAGGGCGUGGAAAAUCUGCUGCUCUGGGCCUUGCAGUCGCUGGAGCUGUUGCUGCAGGGUACUCCAAUAUAUUUGUCACCGCACCCAGCCCAGAGAAUCUCAAGACCUUGUUUGAGUUUGUUUGUAAGGGGAUCAAUGCAUUGGAAUACAAGGAACAUUUACACUAUGACCUGGUGAAGAGUGCUGAUCCUGAAUUGAAGAAAGCAACAAUUCAGAUAAAUAUCUAUAAGCAACAUCGCCAGACGAUUCAGUACUUGAGGCCACAUGACCAUGCAAAGCUCUCUCAAGUUGAGCUCCUAGUUGUUGAUGAAGCUGCUGCUAUUCCAUUACCCAUUGUAAAAUCCUUGCUUGGACCUUAUCUGGUCUUCCUCUCAUCUACUGUCAAUGGCUAUGAAGGAACUGGUCGGUCUUUGUCACUAAAGCUUCUUCAGCAAUUAGAAUCACAAAGCCAAAUGCCUAGUCAGGGUGCUGAUGGCAAUCAUUCUGGUAGGCUUUUCAAAAAGGUUGAAUUGAAUGAAUCUAUCAGAUAUGCCUCUGGGGAUCCAAUUGAGUCUUGGCUCAAUGGUUUGCUUUGCUUGGAUGUUGCAAGUUAUAUUCCAAAUAUUAGCAGACUACCACAUCCAAGUGAGUGUGAUCUUUAUUAUGUCAAUCGAGACACACUUUUUUCAUAUCACAAAGAAAGUGAGAUAUUUUUACAGCGCAUGAUGGCCCUUUAUGUUGCCUCCCACUAUAAAAAUUCACCUAAUGACUUGCAACUGAUGGCUGAUGCUCCAUCUCACCACUUGUUUGUGUUGCUUGGUCCUGUUGAUGAAUCAAAAAAUCAUCUUCCAGAUAUUUUAUGUGUUAUUCAGGUUUGCCUUGAAGGACAAAUAUCACGUAAGUCUGCAAUAAAAAGUUUAAGCGAGGGCCGCCAACCUUUUGGUGAUCAGAUACCUUGGAAGUUUUGCGAACAAUUUCAAGAUAAUGUCUUCCCUACUCUCUCUGGAGCUCGAAUAGUGCGCAUCGCAGUACAUCCAAGUGCCUUGAGGCUUGGAUAUGGCUCAACUGCCGUGGAUCUACUAACAAGAUAUUAUGAAGGACAGCUUGCUCAUUUUGCUGAGGAAGAUGCUGAGCAAGUUGAGGAGCUUAAAGUCAGAGUGACUGAAGCUGCAGAGAAGGUUUCCUUAUUAGAAGAAAACAUAAAGCCCAGAGCAAAUCUUCCACCUCUCCUCGUUCAUCUUCAUGAGAGACAUCCAGAAAAGCUUCACUAUAUUGGUGUCUCUUUUGGACUUACUUUGGAUCUUUUUCGCUUCUGGAGAAAGCAUAAAUUUUUUCCAUUCUAUGUUGGCCAGAUUCCAAGUGCUGUCACUGGUGAGCACACAUGCAUGCUCUUGAAACCACUGAACAAUGAUGACGUUGAAGUUGGUGAGUCUGGUGAACAUGGUUUUCUUGAGCCUUUUUAUCAAGACUUCAGGCGGCGAUUUCUGCGUCUUUUGGGUACCACAUGUCAUAAAUUUGAUUAUAAACUUGCAAUGAGUGUUUUGGCAUCAAAGAUAAAUUUUGCAGAGCAGGAACAUGAAUUGACUGUCAUGAAUGGUGACUUGAAGCCCAUGAAUAACCUAUUGUCCCCUCAUGAUAUGAAGCGACUUGAAGCAUAUACAAAUAAUUGUGUUGACUAUCACAUGAUUCUAGACCUAGUGCCUAUCCUCGCACAUCAGUAUUUCCAAGGCAAUAUUCCGGUCACAUUGUCUCCUGUGCAAGCCUCCGUGUUAUUCUGCAUAGGCUUGCAGAACAAGGAUGUUGGAGACAUCAAGGAAGAAAUGAAGCUAGAAAGAGAACAAAUACUAUCUUUGUUUAUUAAAGUGAUGAAGAAGUUAUACAAUCAUCUUUACAAUGUUGUAGCCAGGGAGAUCGAUGAAACAUUACCCCGGCUUAAGAUUGAAAUGGUUCCUCAUAGCAUAUCCGUGGAUGAAGAACUUGAUCAAGCAGCACGAGAGGUUAUGGAAAACAUGAAAGCCGAGAAUGAUGAUGGGAUCUUGAACCCAGAAUACUUGCAGCAAUAUGCUAUUGUCAGCAAAGAAGGGGAGUUUGAGAAAGCUCUCCAAAAUGGAGGGGUUAAAGUGUCCGCAAGUGGUAUUGUCAGUGUAAAAUCUAACAGGAAAAAGAUGGGCAAGCUGGGAGCCAGCCAAGAAACAAAUAAGAGCAAAAGGAAAGGAAAGGAUGGCGAGAAACCAAAAUCAAACAAAAAGAAGAGAACGUAAAACACCUGCCUGGCGAAUUUCUGGUGAAACAGCAAUAUGGCUUAUAUGUCCAUUUAGAAGAUUUGAAAAUUUUUGCUUCAUUGUUUAUUAUUUUUCCCUGUAAGUCUCACUGUCUGAUGCAAAGUUAAAACUGAUGCAAUUUGCAUUCUGAGAGUGGUUUUUAUCUAAGAGGAGGCAAAAUGAUUGCUGGAUGUUUUAGGCCAAAGAUUAUACUGCUUUGGUGGGAAUGAAUCAUUCUUUCAGCCCUA
Messenger RNA from Musa acuminata AAA Group (dessert banana), 3448 nucleotides. RefSeq names its product RNA cytidine acetyltransferase 1. Gene Ontology annotation, cellular component: 90S preribosome; nucleolus. Gene Ontology annotation, molecular function: tRNA binding; ATP binding; 18S rRNA cytidine N-acetyltransferase activity. Lineage: Eukaryota; Viridiplantae; Streptophyta; Magnoliopsida; Zingiberales; Musaceae. Gene Ontology annotation, biological process: rRNA acetylation involved in maturation of SSU-rRNA. The record is from RefSeq and is a predicted model, not a curated record. The transcript has 26 exons. The coding region runs from base 108 to 3200 and encodes 1030 amino acids.